AUGGCAAUGAAAGGGGCAGGCAAGGGCAAGCGGCCGCCACCUGCAGCCAAAUCUACGGCACGGAGACCGGCGAACAAGUCCUGGCCCAAGGUCCAAACUUACACCGUGCCAGAGCAGCCCAAAGCAACAGCUAUGGACGUCGACACGUUGGAGGAGCCGUUCCACAAGAAGCGCUUGGUCUUUGAGGCGCGAAGCUGGGCGGAAAGCCUCGCACAUGGGCCGAGGAACACAAACCUUCCGGCCUCGGAGAUGCUGCGCGGCUUGGGCCCGGAGGAGGACGAGAUGCAGGAUUGGCUUGCAAGCCUGCGGGGAUCUUCCCAAGUGCCGGGCUGGGUGCAGCGGCCGGUCUUGGAGGAUGUCGAGGUUCACGUGCUGCGCUUGUCAGGAAACACUCUUAAUUUCAGCGUGGCAUCUACAGAGACGACACGAGACCUCAAGCAGAGAAUUGAACUUGAGACUGGAGUGCCACUGGAUUGGCAAGUGCUUCUACUUCAAGGUGAUGACGGUGCGACCAUCGAGCUUAUGGACGACCUUCCUGUGGGUCCAUACUGCGAUGGAACAGAGCUUAAGUUGAUCCUUCAGGUUUUCCAGUGUCGAGACAUUUGCCUGGCAGCUGCCGACGGCGCAGGGAAGUAUGGGGCGAUGUUGCAGCUCUUGCAAUUCGGUAGUGAUCUGGCCUGUUGCUACAUCGGGGCCUUGAGUUUCCAGGAUACCAGCUUGAGAGACUUGGCCCUUCAGCUGUUGUUGAAGGGCUUACCAGCCGCGGAAGCAACUCGAUUGCUGGCCCGGGCCUUGAUUUCUGGGGACGAGGAGCUGCAGUGCAAGGCUGCCAUGGCCAUUGCACGAUGGUUUUAUUCAGACCGCGCAAGCCUCUCCGACUCCCUCUCCCUGCAAGAGGUUUCAGCAGAGGAGACCUCGCUCCUGCAGGGUCUCCUUGAGCACCUGGAGCGGCGCAGCAAACUGCCCACAAGGGGACGGCCAUGGGAAGGUGGACGAGCCAUCUUCGUCAACGAUGCCUUGACCGCCGCGAGGGGUGCGCUGGGCGGCUACUUCGCCAGAGCUCGCAGGCUGAAGCCUGGAUGGAUGUAUCGGCAGCUGAUAGCCGUGAGCGGAUUGGAGACUUUGGAAUCCACAGAAUUGCCACAAGUGGCUGCUGAACGAGGUGUUUCGCUGGCAAAGCUGAAGGCAUGCCUGGAAUUCAAGUGGGUGAACAAGAGCGGCGGCCUUCUCUGUGCAGCAGUGCCUGAGCCGAUGUUUGUGAGAGUUAGCAUCACAAAUGUCUCGGCUUUUCUCCGAACGGACACUGACACCGGCAUGGCUGAGGAAGAGGAUGCAGACUUGUGGGCCGCCGUAGCAGAGCUCCCAAGCCUUCCAGCCGAGCACACGCGUCUGGCAUUGGAAUGCGCAACAUUGGCAGCAGGGCCCGGACAUCGCCGUACGCUGGAGGCGGCUUGCUGGCAGGCUGGGCACGAAGACGCUGCGGUCCGCGAGCAGGCCAUGGAGGCAAUCCAGCAGUUGGCGGAGGCCUCUGACUUGAGCGGCAUCCAUGCGCUGAUGGAUACAUGGUGGGGUACUGAUGCCCACGUGCAAAGGAUCCGGCGUGAGGUUGAUCGUUUUUUCCGAGCUAGACUGGAAAUGUCUGGAACGCAACCAGUUGAGCCUGUAGUUCGACAAUGA
Messenger RNA from Symbiodinium sp. CCMP2592, 1677 nucleotides. The record is from the annotation of a GenBank genome assembly. Lineage: Eukaryota; Dinophyceae; Suessiales; Symbiodiniaceae.